AUGAGCGAUCUACAGCGAGCAUGGGCUAAACAAAAGCUUGGUCUCAUGCCGGAACCGUUUAUGGAGCUGGAUGAGGAGGAGGAAGAAGAAGGCCAGGCUGGGGACCAAGUGCCCGAGCUGCCGGAACACAUGGAUGACGACUCCUCAUCAGCUUCGUCGGUAUCAUCAACCGGUACUAUCAUUCCUACACCAAGCCAAAAAUUAUUUGCUCGUCCGCAAGGGGUCGCUCGGGGCAGAACACUCGAGCCAAUACCAUGGACGACGUACUUUGAGCGGGAGCUGUACAUGCAGACCAGUGAAGGUCAAAACUUGACCUUCCACGCCUAUCUCACGUCACCAGUUGAAAAAGGCCCUUUGUUCGUCUUGCAUCAUGGAGCCGGCUCGUCGGCACUUUCGUUCGCGGUGGUAAGUUCCGAAAUUCGGAAGCGUCUUCCCUCAGCGGGCAUACUUGCCAUUGAUUGCCGGGGACAUGGAUCUACAAUCUCACCAGACGGCUCAGAGCUGGAUCUUCACCUUGCAACUCUAUCUGCGGACUUAUUUUUCAUGGUUCAAUCGACCAAGGAGCAAAUGGGAUGGGAGCAAUUGCCACCAGUGAUGCUGGUCGGACACUCGUUGGGAGGUGCAGUUGUGACGGAUUUGGCCUUUACCGGCAAGUUGGGAACCUCCCUACUCGGCUAUGCUGUGCUUGAUGUUGUGGAAGGGUCAGCCAUGGACGCCUUGCAGAGUAUGCAAACAUAUCUCUCAACGCGGCCCGUUGGUUUUGCAAGCGUUGAGACGGCCAUUGACUGGCACAUACGUUCACGCACUGUGCGAAACUCGGUAUCAGCCAGAACAUCGGUGCCUGCACUUUUAAGGCAGGAUGAAUCUGUGGAUUCCUCAAGGCCGUGGAGAUGGAGAACCAACCUGGCGGCUACCCAACCGUUCUGGGAAGACUGGUUCGUAGGACUGAGCAAAAAGUUCCUGGGUGCAAAGGGAGGAAAGCUGCUGUUGUUAGCGGGGACCGACCGCUUGGAUACAGAGUUGACAAUCGGUCAGAUGCAAGGUAAAUACGCGCUGCAAGUGUUUCCAGAAGCCGGCCACUUCAUUCACGAGGAUAUUCCUGAGCAAACUGCUAUUUCGUUGGCAGACUUUUACAGACGGAAUGACAGGAGUGCGCUUGUGCUACCGCCCAAAGUAUCGGAUCUACUGAAACAGGGUAAAAAGGUAUAA
Molecule: messenger RNA, 1209 nt
Organism: Pochonia chlamydosporia 170
Lineage: Eukaryota; Fungi; Ascomycota; Sordariomycetes; Hypocreales; Clavicipitaceae
Product: carboxylesterase-mitochondrial 37S ribosomal protein YmS2
Exons: 3
Coding region: 1-1209 (402 amino acids)
Biological process (GO): protein demethylation
Molecular function (GO): protein methylesterase activity
Source: RefSeq, a predicted model, not a curated record